Plenodomus lingam JN3 is the source of this 495-nucleotide messenger RNA. Lineage: Eukaryota; Fungi; Ascomycota; Dothideomycetes; Pleosporales; Leptosphaeriaceae. The record is from RefSeq and is a predicted model, not a curated record.
AUGCCAUUAAUCAUACCAGAGGAUGUGGAGGGCGUUCGCUUGUGCAGGGAGCGGGCCGUCCGAAGGGACUUGGGGAAGGACGGCCUUCGACCCGAUGCCUCAUCCAGCGCCACACUUCGCCAACUAAUUGGCUCUGUUCUCCCAACGUCGCCUACAUCGAGGAGCAAAUAUGGGGACCCCAUCAGGGCCUCAUUAACCAGAUGUAGAGACAUCACCCACAGCCAAUGUAUCAAAAUUAAACAGUUCUGCCUUGCUAUUCGGCACUAUGGGCAUGAAAGCCGUUUCUCAGUAGAUGCCCACGACGUGUCCAUCCCCUAUCGGUGGGCUAUCAUCACAACUAAUGAUCGUAGCGUCGCUCUUCACACUACCAUCUUUCCAGGCUUCACAUACUCGUCUCUGAGCUUCCUUGCACGAACAUCCAUCCAAUGGAAAACACCAGGCCUAGAAGAUACAGCUAUGCUGGCCACACAGGUGAGAUCACCGCACUCAGCCUAA